Messenger RNA from Melanotaenia boesemani (Boeseman's rainbowfish), 2737 nucleotides. Its product is annotated as kelch repeat and BTB domain-containing protein 12-like. The transcript is spliced from 10 exons. Lineage: Eukaryota; Metazoa; Chordata; Actinopteri; Atheriniformes; Melanotaeniidae. The record is from RefSeq and is a predicted model, not a curated record. Gene Ontology annotation, molecular function: protein binding. The coding region runs from base 176 to 2023 and encodes 615 amino acids.
UAGGACGGAUCUGCCAGCACAUAAAAAUAAACCACCCUCCAUGUGGCUUAAAAUAUUAAAACUAAAGUAAUCUCAGCUAAGAAACUUCUAGAUCUUGGCCUGGGAUAAUUUUUGGACACCACUGUGUUUCUCUCUGAGCUGACAGAAGUGCUGCAGACGUCCAGAACGACAGUCCAUGGAGGCUGAGGUUGAGCUCUCUGCUCAGGGAGACCAUGGCUCACUUCUGCUAAGGCAGCUGGAGAGGAUGAGAGCAGCCAUGGAGCUCACUGAUGUGGUUCUGCUGGCAGAAGGGAUUUCCUUCCCUUGCCACAAGGUGGUGCUGUCUGCAUUCAGCCCUUACUUCCAGGCAAUGUUUACAUGUGGUCUAAGGGAGACCCGAGGUGGAGAGGUGGCCCUCAGAGACACUCCUGCUCAGAGCCUGGAAUUGCUCCUGAACUACAUGUACCGUGCUGAACUCCCCCUUUCCAACACCAACAUCCAGGGAGUGACUGCUGCUGCCUUCCUGCUCCAUGUAGAUGGAGCCUUUAGAUUGUGCCAGAACCACAUGGAGUCUUGCAUGGAUCCAUCAAACUGUGUCGGUCUUUACCACUGGGCCAGAGACCUUGGGGCUACUGAUCUCGCUGACUGUGCUUUGAGAUACCUCUGUCAACACUUUGGACAGGUUUGUGCCGAAGAAGAAGUGCUUGAGUUGGAUGCCCAAAGCCUUGGGGAUCUGCUGGGUUCAGAUGAUCUCAACAUAUCACAAGAGGAGGUUGUGCUGGAGCUGGUGUUGCGCUGGGUAGAGAAGCACAGGGGUGACUCUCAGAGUGAAUCCCAGGCUGUGGAGCUACUCAGACGUGUAAGGCUAGAGCUCGUGGACCCUGGAUUUCUCCGGAAAGCAAGAAGGAGGAACCCGGUGCUGCUACGGGAUGCUGAGUGCUUUGGGAUGAUUGAUGCUGCUCUCCAGAUCUCAGGUCUCUGUGAGACAUCAGCACCGCCUCGCCCACCUCUUCGAUAUGGCAUGGAGACUACCGACUUGCUGCUGUGUUUGGGUGGAGUGAAUUUGGAGGGUGUGCCUUCUCGACGUGGGGGACUUGCUGACCUCAGUUUUUGCUAUGCACCCCGUGGUAGAAAGAUUUACUACAUUCCCUCUCCACUGAGUGGAUGUGGAGGUACGGGGCAGAUCACAGCAGGAGCAGUGACCCGCGACAACAACCUAGUGGUGGCUGUAGAGGCAGAGGAUCGACAUAGGAUAAAGAGGGUAGAUUUCUAUAGGUACAGUAACUCAGAGGAAAAUAGCUGGGCAGAGUUGUGCUCAGCACCCUACAGGGACAUGUAUGCAUUUGGGCUUUUAGGGGAUGCCCUUUACUUGAUAGGUGGUCAAAUGAAGUUGCGAAAUCACUAUGUGAUCACUAACAGCGUGGAGAGAUGGUCACUGAAGAGAGGAGGCAGCUGGCUCAGCUUUGCCCCUUUACCACUUCCUUUAGCCUGCCACUGUGCUGUGAGCCUGAAGGAGUUCCUCUAUGUUCUGGGGGGCUGGACCCCACAGGAUCAGCCAGAUGAUGAGCCUGACAAGCUGAGUAACCGAGUGUUUCAGUUUGAUCCUGGCAAAGACAGGUGGACAGAACGUGCCAGGAUGAAGUACUCAAGAUACCGCUGUGGUACAGCUAUCCUCGAUGGAGAAAUCUACAUACUAGGUGGUAUAGGAUGUGACGGAGAGGACCGUGGACAAUCACGCCGCUGUCUGAGCUCUGUUGAGAUCUACAAUCCAGAUACAGACACCUGGAGGACAGGACCAACGCUCCCCACAGCUCUACUCUCUCUUCGAACUAACGCCUCCAACGCAGGAGUGGUAGAAGGAAAGCUUUACCUCUGUGGAUACUACAAGGGGGCCGGCCGUCAUGAGAUCAUCACCAAAGAGAUUUUGGAAUUGGACCCUGUAGACAAAGUGUGGACAGUUGUGGAAAGACGGGCAGCCAUGCACGAUGGCUAUGAUGUCUGUCUGGUUGCUAACCUCAACCCUCGAGACCUUUCCGCGCCCUAAUGGACCUCCUCAUUACUUUGAAUGGCAGUUCUUGGACUUGAUUUGUGUAAGAAGUGAAAUGAACUCUUUAAAUAUAACAAAACUUUAUCUAAACUUUAUCACCUCACUGCUGGAUGCCAGCUGUCUCAGAAACAAGGUCACAGGAGUGAAAUCUGUUUUGGUGCAGUUUAUAGUUUUACACAGAAAACAGUUUUACACCAAAGUAAACUAACUAAACUAAAUUAUCAUUUCUUGCCAAAAUGACAGUUUCUACAAAAACUGACCUCUAAAUUUGAUCAUUACAUAAGUAUUUCGCCUGUGUAUUUUCACUUAUUACACAAACAGGUAAAGGUUUUAUUAUGUCUAAACAGGUUCAUCUACUUGAACCACCUGAUAUUGAUGUUUGCACAGUCAUGUAAAAAAAAUUAAAGUACACCUUCUUCCAAGUCUAAGGUUUUAUGUAUUUUGACAUAAGAAAAAACAUCAAAUAUACACUUGUGUGUUUCACAAUAAUGCUACCAAGUAUUCACCGCUCCUAUAAAUAAACCAUAACAAAUUUUAAACUUCAUGGAGUGAAAGAAUGCAGCUAAUUUCUCCAGAUGUCUUUUAGAUCGAGAUUUUGUGAUACUUUGAUGUUAUGCUAAUGUGAAUAUACUGGGAGUAUCUGAAUUUAUUUUAAUAAAAAAAACAAGAGCAUGCGCGGGAGUGGUGUGUGGAACCAUGGGAAACUCCUCA